GAUACUUGGUGGAGCAUUAUAACCACACCGAUUUGCCACACUACUUCGCAAAUGAGAAGAGGGGCAGCUACCGCAGCGAUGUUUGCCGUGCGGCAGUGCUGGCGCGUGAGGGCGGUUUCUACACGGACCUGGACGUGGAGAUGAAGUGGACCUUUGAGGACCUGGCCGGCGAGGCCACCACCUUCCUAGCAAGCUUCUCCGAGGACGGCAGCGUACUGAACGCGAUGAUGGGCACGGUGGCCAACAGCUCCUUCAUGCAGGAGAUGUUGCAGCAACUUGUGGCUUGGUACAGGGGCGAGCCUGUGGCAGAACGCUUUGGGACGACCUCCGAGUGGAUGGGGCCUGUUGCUGCACUUGCUGCCUUGAAGGCGGUGACUGCUCGUGACUGCCCGGGGAAGGAGCUUCAGGAUGUGGAAGGGGCAGAAAUUCCUUGCGGUCCACAUGUUGUCCGCAUGUUCCAGGAACGGGCCCUGCCGUGCUGGUUGCCUGAAGACCCGGACUGCCCUCCUCUGCGCUACAACAACUAUUUUGACGGCGUGCGAUAUGGCAUCUACGUCCC
This is a messenger RNA of Symbiodinium necroappetens, 559 nucleotides long. The record is from the annotation of a GenBank genome assembly. NCBI's taxonomy places the organism in Eukaryota, Dinophyceae, Suessiales, Symbiodiniaceae.